UCUGCGCAAGGCUAUAAAUGGGCGGUGUGCGCCUACAGUCAGGUGGUUGCUCGUCUCUUUCAGACUCAGUGUACUUCUACUGGUCUCGCACGUCGAACCCCCGGACUUGCAAAAACGUGGUCUUCUAACGGUCAAAACAUUGGCAGAUGAAAAAAUAACGUACCCACGAAUUCACGUAGGGUAAUCGAUUGCAAAUCUGAGCUCUGUUUGGAGAAAAAUUGAAAAUUUUUACACGCUGCGUACAGCAAUCGAAUAAUAAAUUAUACGAUAUUAGUAUAGUAGCUUUACAUCAACGGAAAACUCGUUGGCCAAUUGAUACGGUUGCCUUUCCCUCAACUCUGUGAGCAGUUGUUGAGAAUCACUGUGAUAAAAUUAACAACAAAGUAACGUUAAUAAUAAUAACAACAACAAAAAAAAAACAACAAUAAUAAUAAUAGAAAUAAUAACAUACGUACGUAAGCUUAAAUAAAUUUGAAAAGUUGAACAAUUUUGAGCAGUUCGAGAAAAAAUAAACAUCUACUGCACGGUAAAAUAAAAGAAGUUUUGUGAAUGUCCUGAGAGUUGAUUAUACUGUCAGUUGAAUCACUGGCGGAUAGAAAUACGAAAGGGAUCCAAUCCAGGCUGUUUGUGAAUCCUAUAAAGACCCGUUUAGCGGAAAUUAUGAGGGCACGGCGCGUCAAGAAGUGUGUAUGCUGAAGCAGCCAGGUGUCUCGAACUGCGACAAGGCCCAAUCGCAGGGCCUUAUGGUAGGUGACGAAGUCCUGCGUGUACUGGCAAUAAAGAUACACGGCCUGAAAGGCUGGCCGCGGCGUUGGUCCCACUGAAACGGAGCCACAAUCAUCUCAAACCAUGGCUGACAAGAAUCAAAACUUCAUAUCGGAAUCGGCGAAUCCAUCUUUAGUCGAGACGACCCAAAACGGACUGUACAAGGGUAACAACAAUGCUGGUUUGUCCGGUGGUGCGAGGAAAGAGGGACUGUACACGAAGAAAGAUGGUGGCGGUGGGGGUCACGGCUAUGCUUCAAGGCACGCGAACAUGGUUAAGGACUCUUAUCUGUCGAAGUCGACGGAGGAGAAAAUAUGGAACAACAACGCCGAGUACUCGGGAGAAAAGGGCUUUGCCCCAAUCGUCGGCUGGCAGAACGACAGCCCGACCGUAUUUCCGAGCUCCCCGGUAAGAGGCCUAGAAAAAAUGGUGUCAGCGGGGGGAUUGGGCGGCGAGAAUCAGAGCUUGACGUCCAGGAGCUCGGGCAUCCUUCAGGAUAGUGGUCGGACCGAGGACCUGCUCUUUCCCUCGACGCCUGCCCUGACCAUCGACCCGAGCGCUGAAUCCUUGGGGCUCGACCAGGACUCGGAGAACAAGCCAACCCUCCUGAGUCCCGGAACCGACAACACCGAGGAUCGGGUGCCACCGACGCCGACGCAGAGCUUCACUGCUUCGCCGAACCUGACAGUGGGACCGAGUCCAACGGGCCCUCAGAGCCCCGAGGACGGCGAGAAGACGAAGGGGGUUGAGAAAACGCAGGGAAUCCUGGUGCACAGGAAGUACUCGGAGCCGGAAACGACGGUGACCGGGAACCCUGGGUACCUUGACUACGAUCCGGGGGACUUCGACUCCAUAGAUGACUCGGAGAGUAUUUUGGAAAUAUACGACGAAGAUGGGGACGCGGUGCAGACCAAGUCGAAGAUCCCAGACGGGGGCUGGGGCUGGGUCGUCGUGGUUGCGUCGCUACUGAUAUCCAUGGCCGCCGAUGGUAUCUCCUUCAGCUUUGGCCUUCUCUACAUCGAGUUUCUCCACGAGUUUGAGGCGUCGAAAGCAAAGACAGCCUGGAUCGGCUCGCUCUUCAUGGCAGUGCCGCUUCUUACCGGGCCGAUAAUGUCCGCCCUGGUGGACAGAUACGGGUGCAGGCGGAUGACCAUCCUGGGUGGCUUCAUUGCUGGGAUAGGAUUUGUUCUGAGCUCAUUUUCUCAGUCCAUCGAGGUAAUGUACUUGACAUUCGGGGUGCUGGCGGGCGUCGGUCUGGGUUUGUGUUACGUAACAGCGGUCGUGAGCAUCGCCUAUUGGUUCGACAAGAAGCGCACUUUAGCGGUAGGUUUAGGGGCCUGCGGUACCGGUAUCGGGACCUUCGUCUACGCUCCCUUGACCACCUUCCUAAUUCGAGAGUACGGAUGGCGUGGGACCACUCUUCUGCUCUCGGGAACCUUCUUCAACCUCAUUGUAUGCGGCGCCGUCAUGCGGGAUCCAGAGUGGUGGAUCGAGGAACAGCGGAAACAGGGGACCAUGGGAUCUCCCAAGAAGUCAACGGGUUGGUCUGAACUCGGCGGCUCAUCCGGCAGCCCCGUGGAUGAUUUUCCCGGCGUCGAGGAGCUCAGGAAGCUCCUCAAGAGCGGUCAGGCGCCCGAAUAUCUUCUCCAGAGCCUCAGCACCACAACUCAGGCCCAGCCGAAUGCUCGGGGUGGAAAUUUCAGAAGCGUCGUCAACCUGCCGACCUUCGUGCGUCAGAGUGAGAAGGUACCGCUCGAAGUCCUCGAAUCACUUUCGGGGAAUUCAAGACUCUACAACGUUAUACUGGAGAACUAUCCAAGUCUCUUAUUGUGCCGAAGUUUUUCUGAUAAGAAGCUGAUUGAUUCCAACGGCGAAGUUUCCAACACCAAUAAGACUGGCGUCACGAUGUCCAUGAGGUUACAUACCUGGAUCAAGCAAGCUACGGAAAGAGCCAAGCCCGUUGCACCGACCAAGGACUCUCGUCCCGGAUCCACGCAUGCGUCAACAAAGUUAUUGGCAACUCGACGAAUGUCCAGGAAAGAUUUGGAAGAGACGAACCCGUUACUUGCCAAGGAACUUGCACAUGCGAUGGCUGAGGCUGAGAAAGCGAAAACGCACUCGAGGCACCACCUGCCAGGAUUUGGUGGUACGGUCGUGAGAACGGACUCGAUUCCGUGGCUGCGUCGGCAGUUCAACACCAAUACUCAUUACUUCAAAGACAUUCGGGUACACAGGAAUUCGGUAAUGUACAGAGGGGCGGUGUUGAAUUUGCACAAGUACAGAUUGCGGGCCAGCAGCUGUCCCGACAUUUACAGAAACAGUAUGACGACGCUUGCCAAAGAGAACGAAGAGAAAUGGUACGGUGAGCUGCUUGAGCUCCUCAAGGGAAUGAUGGACUUCUCGAUGUUCUUGGAAUUGCACUUUCUCAUGCUCUCCUUGUCGACUAUCCUCCUUUUCACAUGGUUCAUUGUGCCUUAUUUCUACCUUGCCGAUCACCUCACGAGAAACGGUUACACCGAAGACGAUGCCGCGAAAUUGCUCAGCAUAAUCGGUAUCACGAAUACUAUCGGAAUGAUUGGUCUUGGAUGGGCCGGUGAUCAGCCUUGGAUGAACGUCAGCAAAACAUACACCUGGUGCCUAAUCGCCUGCGGUAUAAUGACGAUACUGAUGUCGGUAUGCACCGCGUACUAUUGGCUACUCGUUGUCAUAUGCGCGGCGUUCGGUCUCUUCUUCGCGAGUAAUUUCAGCUUCACGCCGGUUAUACUGGUCGAGCUGAUACCUCUUGAGAGAUUCACCACCGCUUAUGGUCUCAGUCUGUUGUGUCAGGGGAUCGGGAACCUAUUAGGACCGCCGUUGGCUGGUCUCAUUUUCGAUAUCACUGAAUCUUGGCACUUGUCAUUCCUCUUGGCUGGUUCAUGGAUCAUAGUUUCAGGGGUUCUCAUGGGCGUCAUACCCUGCACCAAAAAUAGACGAAUCUGGGGCAAGGGUCCGGUAGAAAUGGAUAGGGAAAGAGACCCCGAAGCCUAGAGGUCACUUCUGUAUUUCCAUGAAGUCUGACGGUAGUAAAAUCUCGAACCCAUCGCCAAUUUUACAACACUCGCACUUACAGGGGAUGAUUUGAACUGAAAAAUCGUGAUCAGAUUUUACAUUCCUAUUUAUUCAAUCCUGUAUCGUUCUUCAGAGGGGGUGAAUUUCAGUCGUGAUCUCAUACGGUGUCUUGACGGUAAGAUUUGAUAGUAAGCAUUCAUCAAAAAAUCGAAUAAAAAAUCAACAUUAGCUCAUUUAUAUUAUUGGUUAAAGAAUAAAUGAAUUAUUUCAGGCCUGCUGCAAAAGGUCAAUCGAUAUGUAAAUAAAAUAGGAGUGGUUGAGAACGGGGCAUAUUAGUAUAUAUUACUAUUGAUAGAUUUUAUUAUAUCAAAUUCUUGAUUGGUUGUAAAUAUUUCGUUCUACUAUUUUACAACUCAAUCGGCCUAUACUCAUGUGUCUUAAUCUCUGAUCGGUAAUUUCCGAUUAUACAAUAAGCAUCGAUCAAUUAUUAUUAUACAUUUCUUACAAUUUCAUAUCUUGUGUUUCAUUGGAAAAAAUUUCACGUCUGCGCGGAUACAUAGAGAUGUAUACAUAUAACAUUUGAGUGAGUGUUAAUUAAUUUAAGUACAUGUUAACGUUGAACGGUGUAACUUUUUUUGUACAUGCCGUUAUCUGGCAAUCAAUUAAAGAAAGUGAUUUUUUCCUCUUCGAAACGGUGCAAACGAGAACUGAUCCAAUUAUACGCUUAUAGCGAUACCGAAAUACAGUAAUAAUUAAAAUAGAAGAGGAUACGAAAGGGAGUGAAUAAUGCAUCUGCCUUCGAUCUAUUCAAUCAUAUAUAUAUAUAUAUAUGUAUAUAUAUGUAUUUAAAUAUUACCUAUACAUUGUACACGUAUAAUUAUAUUGUAUUUCAUAUACACGAAUUUCGAUCUAUACAUAUUUCAAUCUUAUACCGUGAAAAGAACCUUCCAUUCCGGAACAGAUAAUUUUUUAAAUAGCAAAUUAUUUCUAAAAGCUCGUUUAAGGGGUCUGGAGAUGAAUAGUUUAUCGAAUCUUCAUUUAUUUAGCUUCUAUACGUACAUUAUAUUAAAGUGUCGUUGAUACAUGUUCCAUUUUCGUCUUUUUAAACAGACUAGAAUUAUAAAUAAAGUUUUUGAAACCUUACAAACGUUAUGCCUUCGAAAGGAAGAAAAAAAAACAGUAUAAAAUGUAAUAAAAACUAAAACCACUAUAACAAAAUUCAAUCUGUUCAUUAAUUAAUCAAUCAACGGCGAACAGAUUGUUCAUUUAAUAUCCAAGCAUAAUGUUUUAUUUCAAAACUCGUUCAAUUCCUUUAUUUACCUCGUAUGUACUCAAUGCUGUCGAUAAGGUAUCAUUGCCAAAUAAUGUCCAUAUUCAGCUCGAGAAUAUACACAAGGCUUAGGUUGUGAGGCUAUAAGUUUCCUGUACGUAAUGGAUUAUCCAUAAUCAGAGUUUCGCCCAGCGUUGCUUCUAAAACAGGUUGUGUAUUUCAUUCCAAACAGAUUGGCAUAAACUGUGUAGUUAUACCUAUAUAAUAUAUUAAAUGUAUUGCCGAAACAAUUUUGCCAUAAAUUUUAUGCAUAAAUAUAGCAAUUUGUC
Messenger RNA from Neodiprion fabricii, 5412 nucleotides. RefSeq lists its product as uncharacterized. NCBI's taxonomy places the organism in Eukaryota, Metazoa, Arthropoda, Insecta, Hymenoptera, Diprionidae. Gene Ontology annotation, biological process: transmembrane transport; monocarboxylic acid transport. The transcript has 8 exons. The record is from RefSeq and is a predicted model, not a curated record. Gene Ontology annotation, molecular function: monocarboxylic acid transmembrane transporter activity. The coding region runs from base 850 to 3792 and encodes 980 amino acids.